AUGGAGCUGGAAAGAAAAACAUCUCAGAUUCAGGAAGACGACACUGACGAUAAAGAAGACACAUCCUCCACAUCUCUGAAAUCUAAGUUGAAAGAUCCAGAAUUCAGAAGGAAAAUUCUUCAGUGGACUUCUCUGCCUAUAGGGAUGUUCAGUAUGGGAAUAGUUGAUGCUUCGGGGGGAGCCACACUUUUGGAUCUGCAGCUUCUGACAUCGACCGACGACCAGAUGUCUUCACUGUACAUUACCGCCUACAACCUGGGCUAUGUCAUGGGCUCAUUCAUUGGAGGCUAUCUCUAUGGCAAGAUCAACAGCUACUUCAUGAUGACCAUCUGUUGUGUCCUGGCUGGCGGUGCCAACAUCGCCACUCCUUACCUCAACACAUUUCUGCUGAUGUUCAUCAUUCGCUGCUCUACUGGUUGUUUCCUUGGCAUUCUGCUCUGCAUUGGCAGCGCCGAGCACAUGCGCAUCUGGGGCACUAAAGGAGAGUCCCUGUUGCAGCUGAUCAACUUUGUCUACGCCGUGGGUGGAGUCGUCGGCCCGUUGAUCUCAGAACCGUUUAUAACGGAAAAGGACCGAGACAAUGCCACAUCUACGCAUCAAAAUGUGAUAUCUGGCAACUUUCAAAACCAUACCCUGACAUUUAACAACUCUGCGAGCCUCACAUGUGACAGUUUUACAUAUAACAAUAUAACAACUGACAAUUUUGUUAAUCACAAUCUGACAUUUGACAACUUUAUUAGUCUCACACUGGAAUGCAUCAACCAAACAGACGUAAAUAAAUCAAAUCUACAACGAUCUACAAACGUCCGUUACGCCUUUCUGAUUGGUGGACUCACAUCCGUACUAGGAGGUAUCCCAUUUUUAGUAACUCUUCUAAAGUGGAGGAAAUCAAACUCACAUGUUGAGGAAACUGGUGUCUCAGAGCUUACAGGUCGCAAACUACCUCUGCCAGUGACCGUUUUUUUAGCUGGACUUUUAUUUAUAUAUUAUCUGUUUUAUUGUUCUAUUGAGGUAACAUUUAGUUCCUAUCUGUUAGUAUUUAUUGUAAAGCAUUUUGACACGAUUGGCACCCACGAAGCAGCGUAUAUAAUGACUUACUACUGGGUGCUAUUUGCUACUGGCAGGUUUAUCUCCAUCUUUACUUCAAAAUACUUACCUGCCAAAAUCCUGCUGUACAUACAUUUGACCUUGAUUGCGUCAACGUUUGCAGGAUUCAUAGCCAGCGCCUUGUUCAACAGAUUUGAUAUUCUGACCGUUUUUGCUUGUCUCAUGGGUUUAGCGUGUUCGGCAACGUAUGCUGCAGGCAUAUCAUGGACGGAAGCUGAGCUGAUGAAGGUGACUGGUCCAAUAUCGGCCGUUAUCCUGGUAGGAGCUUCAACAGGAGCUAUGGUGACCCCUUUCGUGGUGGGUCACCUGGUGGAGUACGUGUCAGACAUGUGGUUCUGUUACAGCAUUGUGGUGGUUUUUCUCCUGGCCGUCUCUGUUCUUGUGGUCACAAUGACCUUUAACCGAUGUUACGUGGACAGAAAAUAUGGUAAAAUGGGUGCAGGUUUGGUGCCAGAAAAACCACCGAUUUUACCCGACAUUGUUGUACAAUCAACUUUAUGA
This is a messenger RNA of Candidula unifasciata, 1608 nucleotides long. The record is from the annotation of a GenBank genome assembly. NCBI's taxonomy places the organism in Eukaryota, Metazoa, Mollusca, Gastropoda, Stylommatophora, Geomitridae.